This is a messenger RNA of Galdieria sulphuraria, 623 nucleotides long. RefSeq lists its product as uncharacterized. NCBI's taxonomy places the organism in Eukaryota, Rhodophyta, Bangiophyceae, Galdieriales, Galdieriaceae. Bases 47 to 508 code for a protein of 153 amino acids. The transcript is spliced from 5 exons. The record is from RefSeq and is a predicted model, not a curated record.
UUUUUGUGUGGAUAUACUCAAACCCGCAUUCCAUUAUUCUUUCUUUAUGGGGCACUCGGACGGAAGUGCUCCACAGGGACUGAGUUUAAUCCCAUUGCUUGUAUAUAGACAAAACUGUCUGGUUUCUGGCUUAUCAGGCUUUGCGUCUGGAGCGGUGAUAGGAGCUGCGCUUGGCGGUCUUUCUGGAGGCUUAGAUGCUUAUCGAAUGGGCUUUCGUGGUCAGCCGCUUUUGCAAACUAUCGUUUCUGUAGCCGGCAAUAAGGCCCUCCCGUUUGGAGCUUGGAUGGGGGUUUUUUCGUUCUCUCGUUGUGUACUUUAUGGUGCUGGAAUUAGGAAUAAUUUGGUGAAUGCUGCUUCGGCAGGUUUCCUUGCGGGUUGUGCAGCAACUGCCACGCAGAUACCUCCAAAUUUAUGGAGAAAUAGUUUGCAUUUGAUGGGAAAUAACGGUAUCAUGUCUGGUGCUUUCGCUGCUUUUAUUCCUUUAGUGUUUCAGGCAGUUCGGUUUUGAUAACAUUCGGAAGAGUUGAAGAGCUGAACAAAGAAAACGUUUAAAGUCUUUCAGUAACUGACAUAAAACGCUAGGCUCUUUCUUUUAGUUGGGUUCCCUCGAGAAUAUUUUUAUU